CCACCUGGGAGGCUGGCUCAAAGCUGUGACCUGGGGUAGCAUCAUCUCCUGUUAACUUAUGUUAGUUUAAAAACAUUCCCUCUGUUGAGAGAGCUCAGCAUGGGCAUUUACUAAUGGCAGAUUAUUCUGUGACAUGGGGCUGUGGUCAUCCGUUCGUUAAUGCCCACUGGCCACCAUUUCAGUGCUGGCUGCCACGUUAGGGCCUAGAAAUACAGAACAGAAAGUCAGCUCCUGGCCUCGGUGAGCCUGAAAUCUGGGCGGUCAGAGCGCAGUGGAAAGACAGCUCCCAGGCCCCGCAGUGACGGAAGGAUGCCAAGCUGGCUGCAGGCAUGUCCAGCCCGCCCCUGGCUUCCCUGGGGCGGUGAUGUCAGCCGUGGGCUUCAUGGGAUGAGCUGGAGCCAACUCGGUGUGCUUGGCUUGGGCGGGAAGAAAGCGCUGCAGGCGGAGAAGGGCAGGCACACACGUAGAGGUGCGAGAGGGGGCCCAAGCCAGGCCUGCAAGGACGCCAGAGCAGGGAAGGCCGUUUCGGACAUCCUCCAAAUAGACCUGCGCCAUGAUUGCAAGAAAAGCCAGCCCCCGGGUUCCUCCUGAUAAAGCGCUCAGUGCUCUGAGGAACUCAGUGUUUUCUCUUGGGCAGUCAUUUCAUGUCUUUUAUUGUGAGAUUUUUUUUUUUUUUUUUUUUUUUUUUUUUUUUUGCGGUACGCGGGCCUCUCACUGUUGUGGCCUCUCCCGUUGCGGAGCACAGGCUCCGGACGCGCAGGCUCAGCGGCCAUGGCUCACGGGCCCAGCCGCUCCGCGGCAUGUGGGAUCUUCCCGGACCGGGGCACGAACCCGCGUCCCCUGCAUCGGCAGGCGGACUCUCAACCGCUGCGCCACCAGGGAAGCCUUAUUGUGAGAAUUUUAAUUUCAGUAUUCACAUUCACAUUUCUGAGGGUCUGUCCCCCCUGGCAAGACAGGCUCAGCUCACCUAAGGGGGCCUCAGCCGAGGUGAGGAUCCAAGAGAUGGUGAAACUGGGCCAUGAGCUGAUGCUAUGUGGGCUGGAUGACCACGAGCUCCUGAAGGGCCGGGCCUGUGCCCAGAAGCAGCUGCGCUUCAUGGACCAGCUGCUGGACGUGGUCCGGAGCCUGACUGUCGGAGGCUCCAGCUGCCGCAGUGUGAAAGAGCACUUCGAGGACACCCGGGAGAAGAAUGAGGCGCUGCUGGGGGAGUUCUUCUUGAGCCCCCACCUGCAGAUGCUCCUGAGCCCCGAGUGUGACGCGUGGCCCCUGGGCGUGCAGCCACUUCUCGACAAGCAGAGCAAUGCCUGGCAGAGGGCCAGCCCCUCCAUCGAGUCAGAGGACGACAAGGUGGCAGAGCUGGCCCGGCAGCUGCAGGAGAGUGCCUCGAAGCUGCAGUCGCUCAGGGUGGAGUGCUUUGCGCAGCACAAGCAAGGAGCCGCUGUGGGUGGGGCCGACGCCAGCACCCUAGACCAGAAGCUGCGCCUGGUCAUCUCUGACUUCCGGCAGCUCAUCGUGGCUUUCCUGCAAGUCUAUGACGAUGAGCUGGGAGACUGCUGCCAGCGCCCAGGCCCCAACCUCCGCCCGUGCGGCCCCAUCAUCCAGGCCGUGUACCAGACUCUGACCUCAUGCAGCCAACUGUUGAAAGCGGUCGUGGAGGUCACUGACACCUCGGUGAAAGCCGUGCGGAUGGCGAAGCAGCAGCAGGGCAAGCAGAUCUGUUGGGGCAGCAACAAUUCUGUGAUGAGUCUAGGAAACACCAACAAGGAGAAGCGCAAGCAGGCACCCUUAGGAGUUAAGAAUGGGGCGGAUAAACAAAACAAGGACAAAGAAAAGCAGCACAGAGGCCUGAUGCGGAGAAAGGAAGGAAGGAGGAGGGCGGAGGUCGCAGAGCUGAGGGCUGAGUACAGAGCAGGUGGACCGCGAAGACGCAUCCCCAGGCCUAGUCUCCUGCAAUCUGGAGUAGCAGGGACGCAGCAGCAGGGCCCAGGCUUCCAGAGACAACACGACCCAGCCAAGCCCUGAGCCAAGAGAAGGCAAGGCAGGACGAGGGCCCGGAACAAAGGAGAGACGUGUGAGCUGAGGACGCGCCCGGGGUCGGGGGAGCCCCGGGAGCAGAGCGGGGCUGGGGCGUCUAGAGGUUGGGAAAACCUGAGGAGUUAGUAAAGGCAAGUGACACCCCCAAAUCCUAUCUGCGGAGAGACGUGACCGUCCCCAGAGGGAGUGUCGAUGGUGAGUAGGGAGGGUGGCUGAGGCCCACCGCGUGAUUCCUGACUUCAGAGUCGCCCUUGGGGUGGGCGCGACCAAAUGCCAGUUGCUGUGUGGGAGGGCAGAGGAUGGGUGUGCACCGGUUGCUGGUCUGACUAAAAUCCACACAGCAUCAAAAUCAGAACAGCCCCUCGCUCCUGGGCUCCGGGGACAGGGGUGGGCAGGGACGUGGCCAAGCGAGUGGACCCCGGCCUGGGGCUCGGCCUGGCGCCCGCGGGGGCUUCCAGCCGUGCUCACCGGGCCCUGGCUCCCUUCACGGCUCCUGGCUCGGGGGUGGGGGUGGGGGGUG
Molecule: messenger RNA, 2554 nt
Organism: Orcinus orca (killer whale)
Lineage: Eukaryota; Metazoa; Chordata; Mammalia; Artiodactyla; Delphinidae
Gene: HAUS7
Product: HAUS augmin like complex subunit 7
Exons: 9
Coding region: 772-2022 (416 amino acids)
Biological process (GO): spindle assembly; centrosome cycle
Cellular component (GO): HAUS complex
Molecular function (GO): microtubule minus-end binding
Source: RefSeq, a predicted model, not a curated record